Nilaparvata lugens (brown planthopper) is the source of this 2345-nucleotide messenger RNA. RefSeq lists its product as uncharacterized. The record is from RefSeq and is a predicted model, not a curated record. Lineage: Eukaryota; Metazoa; Arthropoda; Insecta; Hemiptera; Delphacidae. The transcript is spliced from 5 exons. The coding region runs from base 28 to 1794 and encodes 588 amino acids.
UUGUUUGAAACUCAUAUUUCAGAACCGAUGGACGAUGAUGGCGAUAGUGACUUGUAUUUGGAAGACGUUGUCGAUGGAUAUCACGGCAGGAAAUGCGUCUUCAGUUUGUGGAUUUGCGACGUUCACAACAUGAUUUACGUUAAGAAGUUGAAAAAGUACUACUUCCAAGGAUGGCAUGUUCCCAAUGUAAAGGUUUUCGGCCAUAUCCUCUCAGCUGUGCCUUUCGGUAAUAGCUCCAAAACCUACAGGUAUGAAGUGGAUGAUGGCACAGGAAAGAUAAUCUGCAUCUACAAUCACGACUGGCAACUGAAUUCUCUCACCAAUCAAGUCAUCGAUAAAGUAGUUGCUGCCAAUAUGGAAAAAAAUGCUAGCAAUCACAGACAAGCAACAGGAGUAAAAAGAUUGAAAGUUGCUCAUAAUAUUGCAACAAACGUAAGCAAUCACAGACAAGUAAAUGGAGUACCAAGUUUGAAAGUUGGUUCUAAUAUGGCGUCAGCUGUAAGUAAUCACAGACAAGCAACAAGUUGUCUAGUUGCUUCUAAUAUGGCAACAGAUGUAAGAAAUCACAUGCAAGCAACUGGACUACCAAAUUGUAAAGUUGCUUCUAAUAUGGCAACAGAUGUAAGAAAUCACACGCAAGCAACUGGAGUACCAAAUUGUAAAGUUGCUUCUAAUAUGGCAACAGAUGUAAGCAAUCACACACAAGUAACAACAGGUGAAGUUGUAUCUAAUAUGGCAACAGAUGUAAGAAAUCACACACAAGCAACAGGUGCAACAAGUUGUCUAGUUACUUCUAACAUGACAACAGAUGCAAGCAAUUACAGACAAGCAACAGGAGUAACAAGCUGUGAAGUUGCUUCUAAUAUGGCGACAGAUGUAAGCAAUCAAAGACAAGCAACAGCAUGUGAAAUUGCUUCUAAUAUCGCAACACAUGUUAGCAAUCACACACAAGCAACAGGAGUAACAAGUUUUGAAGAUAUAUCUAAUAUGGCAACAGAUGUAAGAAAUCAAGCAACACUAUGUGAAGUUGCUUCUAAUAUGGAGACAGAUGUAAGCAAUCACACACAAGUAACAGGAGUAACAAGUUAUGAAGUCGCUUCUAACAUGUCAACAGAUACAAGCAAUUACAUACAAGCAACAGGGGUACCAAGUUUGAAAGUUGCUUCUAACAUAGCGACAGAUGCAAGCAAUCUCACACAAGUAACUGGAGGAAGAAGUUGUGAAGUUGCUUCCAACAUGGCAACAGAUGUAAGUAAUCAGAGACAAGCAACAAGUUGUAGAGUUGCUUCUAAUAUGGCAACAGAUGUAAGCAAUCACACACAAGCAAGUUGUUCAGUUGCUUCCAAUAUGGCAACAGAUGUAAGAAAUCACACAGGGGUAACAAGUUGUUCAGUUGUUUCUAAUAUGGCAACAGAUGCAAGCAAUCACACCCAAGUAACAAGUCAUGAAGUUGCUUCUAACAUGGCAACAGAUGUAACCAAUUACAGACCAUACGCUGCUAGUAGUACAGAUGAGGCUAGGAAAAGAUUGAUGGAUUUUCUGAGCGAAAGAGUUGCAAGGGGAGGUGCCAAGGUAAGGAGUUUAAUUAAGCAGGGCGAUGUUGUCGUCUUCACCGGCACAGUUCACAACUACAGCGGUGAGCGGGAGAUCUGGGCCAAACAAGUGAAGCGGGUCACCUGUCUGGACGAAGAGACCGGCCUCAUCUUGCAGUACAACGAGCUCUACAAACGAUACAUGGAGAGAGCUCAGAAACAGAUGGCUAGAAUCAGCGAAAUCAAGAAGAAGGCCAAGUGACACCGACGCAUGUUGUUUUCUGAAGUCGACCAUUAUGGUCCUGGAAAAUAAUAUAAUAUGAUGUGAAACAAUUUCUCCAACUCUCAGAUGUAACUGGUAUUAUUAAGCGCUUGAUAGCUGAUUUGUAUUCAAAUCCUAUUGAAAGGUUGUGGAGAACCUGACUUCAAAGGAGUAUCCUACCUACCUAGGAACUCACUGCUACCUGGAAUCUUGAAUCUCAAAGUCAUCUGUUAUUCUAUGAGGAAGGAUUGCGAGGCAGCCUUAGGAAUCCUUAGCUGUUUUUAUUAGGAAAUCAAAUCAAAUAAUUUAUUUCAUUAUUAAAAUAUACAUCCAAAAAAUCAAUAUUUAAAUAAUACAAUGUGGAAAUAUUCCCAAGGUUUAAAAACGAAAUGUUGAAACGAGAAUAGGUUACCCUCAUAAUUGAAUUUAUGAUUUCAAACUUUCAUCUUUUUUAUUUUUGUCAUCCAUUUAUUUUAUCCAUUCAUUUUUUAUAUUUGUAUAUUUUGAUUUAUUCAUUAUUAAAUUUCAUGUUUUGUUUCAACCGUUUUAUU